Messenger RNA from Parastagonospora nodorum SN15, 138 nucleotides. RefSeq lists its product as hypothetical. The transcript has 2 exons. Bases 1 to 138 code for a protein of 45 amino acids. The record is from RefSeq and is a predicted model, not a curated record. NCBI's taxonomy places the organism in Eukaryota, Fungi, Ascomycota, Dothideomycetes, Pleosporales, Phaeosphaeriaceae.
AUGGCAGAUGGACGGGACAAGGCAGGUGCGCUUAGUCACACCGUUCGUGAUAUUCUCUCCCACAUCGAGGGCCUCCACGCCGUGCCCGCCGCCGUUCUUGGACCCGCUUAUCCUUUGACUAUCAUCACAGCAGCCUGA